AAACGUGGUGCAUCAAAGGCAGCCAAGACGAGGAGGGAAAGAGGAUUGAACAAAAAGGCAGAGAAUGAAAAUACAGAGGCUAGUUACUUUAUUGUCAGUGCAGUUUUCGACUCGUUUUAGAUUGGAAGUAUAGGUUUUUCAAUUGUUACUAGUUUAAAAAUCGUGGCUUGUGAGUAGUCACCACUUCUAAUUGACAGGUCUGCCAAAUCUGCAAGAGUAAGGAUCCUGAUAAUGCCCAAGAACAAGUCCUGUGGAUACAGUGUGACACAUGUAACAUGUGGUACCAUCAAGUUUGUGUUAGAGCCUCUUGGCCACCUUUGUUAUGCCCUGCAGAG
This is a messenger RNA of Porites lobata, 335 nucleotides long. Lineage: Eukaryota; Metazoa; Cnidaria; Anthozoa; Scleractinia; Poritidae. The record is from the annotation of a GenBank genome assembly.